UGAGAGAAGUCAGAAGCUUCUGCUCCUCCGACGGAUUAGGAACACCACCAUGCUCCGUGCCUGCAUCGUCCUUGUUUUGGCCACCAGCGCCCUUGCUGGCCACAUUGGCCACCUUGCGGGAGGCUACACUCUCGCUAGUAACCUCGGCUACGGCCUUGGCUACGGCAACCUUGGAUACUCUGGCCUCGGCUAUGGUGGUCUUGGUCUUUCCCACUACGGCCUUUCUCACGGUGUUGGCUAUUCCGGCCUGACCGGCUUCGGUGCUGGCUAUGGAUAUGGAUACGCCGCUCCAGCUGCCGGUUAUGCUGUCGCUGCUCCAGCUGUUGCCCGUACUGUCGCCACCUACCACGCUGCUCCAGCCGUUACUGCCGUCCACGCUGCUCCAGCUGUCACUGCUGUGCACGCUGCUCCAGCUGUCGCUACUUACGCUGCUGCCCCAGCUGUCACCAGGGUUGUUCAGUCUGCUCCAGCUGUUGCCACCUACGCUGCUGCCCCAGCUGUCACCAGGGUUGUUCAGUCGGCUCCAGUUGUCGCCGCUGCCCCAGCUGUCACUCGUGUCGCCUACAGCGCCCCAGCUGUCACCAGGGUUGUUCAGUCUGCCCCAGCUGUCUCCUAUGCCGUUGCUCCAGCCGUCACCAAGGUUGUCCAGUCUGCUCCAGUUGUCGCCGCUGCCCCAGCCGUGACCACUGUCCACCACGCCGCUCCAGCUUUCGCUGCCGUCCACGCUGCCCCAGCUGUUGCCACCGUCGCCCACGCUGCCCCAGCCAUCGCCACCGUUGCCCACGCUGCUCCAGCCGUCGCCACUUACGGUGUUGCCCACGCCGCCCCAGCCGUCGCCACCUACGGCAUCGCUCACGCCGCUCCAGCCUACUACGGCUACGGUGUUGGAUCCCUCGGCUAUGGUGUUGGCAGCUAUGGUUACGGUCAUGGUCUCCUCGGCUACGGUCUGAACUACGGCUAUGGUCUCGGCUCUCCUCUGAGCUACUCCACCCUUCUCCGCAAGAAGAAGUUUGGCCAUGCCAUUCGAGCUGGACUGUCGCCUUUCCAGUGGCCCGGGCCUAACUUGCCAGUUAUAGAGCGCAGCUCUGAAACACCUGUUCAUGCCUGGAGUGGCGUCCCUGUGACCAUUGCCGUCACUAUUGGCAGGCUCCGUGCCUGCAUCGUCCUUGUUUUGGCCACCAGCGCCCUUGCUGGCCACAUUGGCCACCUUGCGGGAGGCUACACUCUCGCUAGUAACCUCGGCUACGGCCUUGGCUACGGCAACCUUGGAUACUCUGGCCUCGGCUAUGGUGGUCUUGGUCUUUCCCACUACGGCCUUUCUCACGGUGUUGGCUAUUCCGGCCUGACCGGCUUUGGUGCUGGCUAUGGAUAUGGAUACGCCGCUCCAGCUGCCGGUUAUGCUGUCGCUGCUCCAGCUGUUGCCCGUACUGUCGCCACCUACCACGCUGCUCCAGCCGUGACUGCCGUCCACGCUGCUCCAGCUGUCACUGCUGUGCACGCUGCUCCAGCUGUCGCUACUUACGCUGCUGCCCCAGCUGUCACCAGGGUUGUUCAGUCUGCUCCAGCUGUUGCCACCUACGCUGCUGCCCCAGCUGUCACCAGGGUUGUUCAGUCGGCUCCAGUUGUCGCCGCUGCCCCAGCUGUCACUCGUGUCGCCUACAGCGCCCCAGCUGUCACCAGGGUUGUUCAGUCUGCCCCAGCUGUCUCCUAUGCCGUUGCUCCCGCCGUCACCAAGGUUGUCCAGUCUGCUCCAGUUGUCGCCGCUGCCCCAGCCGUGACCACUGUCCACCACGCCGCUCCAGCUUUCGCUGCCGUCCACGCUGUCCCAGCUGUUGCCACCGUCGCCCACGCUGCCCCAGCCAUCGCCACCGUUGCCCACGCUGCUCCAGCCGUCGCCACUUACGGUGUUGCCCACGCCGCCCCAGCCGUCGCCACCUACGGCAUCGCUCACGCCGCUCCAGCCUACUACGGCUACGGUGUUGGAUCCCUCGGCUAUGGUGUUGGCAGCUAUGGUUACGGCCAUGGUCUCCUCGGCUACGGUCUGAACUACGGCUAUGGUCUCGGCUCUCCUCUGAGCUACUCCACCCUUCUCCGCAAGAAGAAGUUGUUUCGGCUUGGAGGCGCUCUGCAUUCGUUCGCUAAGAAGCUCCAUCUCCUCGAAGAAACAGACACCAUGAUUCGCGCCGCCAUCCUCCUCGCACUGGCCACCAGCGCCUUCGCUGGUUACGUCGGCGGCGGAUACGCUCUCGGCCACGGUGUAGGCUAUGCUGGUCUCACCGGAGUUGGCUACGGCCUUGGUGGAUACGGCCUAGGCUACGGAUAUGGAUACGCUCCGGGAGCUGGAUACGCCGUUGCACCCGCUGUCCGCACCGUUGCAACUGCGGUUCACGCUGCACCAGCCGUAACUGCAGUGCACGCUGCCCCAGCCGUGACCGCCGUGCACGCCGCCCCGGCAGUGGCAGCCUAUGCGGCUCCAGCAGUCACCAGGGUUGCCUACGCUGCCCCAGCUGUUGCUAGGGUUGCCUACGCUGCUCCCGCUGUCACCGCUGUCCACGCUGUUCACGCUGCCCCGGCCGUUGCUAGGGUUGCCUACGCUGCUCCCGCUGUCACCGCUGUCCACGCUGCCCCAGCCGUUUCCUACGCUGCCCCAGCCGUUUCCUACGCUGCUCCAGCCGUUUCCUAUGCUGCUCCAGCCGUUUCUUACGCUGCGCCAGCAGUCGCCAGAGUCGCCUACGCUGCUCCAGCUGUGACCGCUGUCCAUGCUGCCCCAGCUGUGGCCAGGGUAGCCUACGCUGCUCCCGCAGUCCACGCAGUCCACGCUGCCCCAGCCGUUUCCUACGCUACCAGGGUCUCCUACGCUGCUCCCGCAGUGGCCGCUGUUCACGCCGCCCCAGCUGUCGCCAGGGUUGCUUACGCCGCGCCUGCUGUCCAUGCUGUCCAUGCUGCCCCUGCUGUGGCGUACGCUGCUCCAGCUGUUGCCACCACGGCCGUCCACCACGCCGUGCCAGCAGUAGCAUCCUAUAGCGUGGCCCAUGCUGCUCCAGCUGUGGCUUCCUAUGGAGUCGCUCAUGCUGCCCCAGCCUACGGAUAUGGUGUCGGCUCUCUUGGCUACGGCGCUGGCAACUAUGGAUACGGCCAUGGCCUCCUCAGCUACGGUCUCAACUACGGCUAUGGGCUCGGCUCCCCCUACCACUACAGCACGCUCCUUCACAAGAAGAAAUGAACGCUUUUCCUUACUUACAAGGACGUUCACAAGGAUGCAAGUCAUCGACCGGAUGUUUCUCUUGGAGUUGUGGUGCUUCGAAGGAAAUAAACCUAUUUGUUGCAAGUUU
Rhipicephalus microplus (southern cattle tick) is the source of this 3332-nucleotide messenger RNA. RefSeq lists its product as uncharacterized. Lineage: Eukaryota; Metazoa; Arthropoda; Arachnida; Ixodida; Ixodidae. The record is from RefSeq and is a predicted model, not a curated record.